Messenger RNA from Drosophila kikkawai, 2257 nucleotides. RefSeq lists its product as uncharacterized. NCBI's taxonomy places the organism in Eukaryota, Metazoa, Arthropoda, Insecta, Diptera, Drosophilidae. The record is from RefSeq and is a predicted model, not a curated record. Gene Ontology annotation, biological process: response to oxidative stress. Gene Ontology annotation, cellular component: nucleus.
CGUUAUCGAUAACUGUGUGUUUUGUUUGGUUUGUUUUCAUUUCUCGUUUCAAAGCUUAAUUUGCGUUUAAUUAUCGUCGCAGUUUUUUUUUUUACCAGAAACUCCUCCUGCACCUGUUGCGCCAGCCGAGUUCGAUUCAGUGCAAACCUGCGUUUGGCCUUUUUAUGCCCUUUAGUUGUACGUUUCCACUGCCACCGACAAUCGCUGUGCAAAUCAAUUGCGUCGAAGUGGGAUACGCACAGACACUGUAGAAAAUGGGCAACACGAGUUCCAAGGGGGAGUCGGACGCGAGUGAGCCGCCCCUGGACGGCGGGAAGCACAAGCACAAGUCCAGCACGCACUCCGCCCACUCGAGUGGCUCCCACAAUGGCAGCUCUGACGCGGUCGGCGGUGGCGGUAGCAACAACAGUCUCAAGGUGCAGCAAUCGCAGGCAUCGAUGACCAGGUCCGCCUCCGGGGCGGACGUCACCGAGAAGUAUCUCACACAGCUUGUCCCGGUGGAGAAGCUGGCGGAGAUCCUCAGGGAGUUGUCGUCGGCCAAACUUGGGGUUAAUGGGAUUGUAGCCGACGUCUUUGUGUCACAAGUAUUUCCGCAGUACGCGGACCUGGGACAGCGGCUGUUCAGGCUGAUGCACACCAACUCGAAGGCCACCACGAAGCACCUGGGCGCCGUCGCCUUCCGGCAGCAGUGCGAACGCUUCCUGGGCAUUAUGGACGAUUCCAAGACGCUGGAGUGCUACAUUAAGAUGUACGCCCAAGAGGACAAUCCCGACUUCAUCGACAAGGAGGGCGUGACGCGCCUGCUCCACAUUUGCUACACAAUUGCCAUGCAGCACUCGGGCAACGCCGUCCUGUGCUCGGCCAUCAAUCGCACCUUUGGCUCGGUGACCAAGUCCAUUUUCCUCUGUCACGACAGCCUCAGUCUGGGCUAUGUGUGUCGCUGGUUCGAGCAGAACUUGAUUCGCUUGGUGCUACUUGUGCACAAAUACUGUGUGCACACGCUUUCCACGGCCUAUCGCGGCCUGGAGCAGCAGUCCCAGUCCUGCGGCAUCGAGUUGCAGACUCCGGUGCUGGAGCAACGCAAUCCCUUCACAGACGCCACCGACCACAGCGGAGGCGGGCACGGCGGCCGGGAUUUGGACUCGCUGAUGCCACUCUCACAGGCGUGGUUGCUGGCCGGGGCCUUGCCGCCUCUCUACUCCAAGCCCCAGACCGUGGCUCCGCCUUCAGCCGGUAAGGGCAACGCCAAUAGCAGUGCCUCGAGCGCCGUGCAAAUCUUCAAAGAGAAGCUUUCGAUGAUGCCGUCGCACUGGACGCUGCUCUACGACUCGAACGAGCAUGGCGUUGGCGCCAAUCGGUUUCUGCAUCACGUUCUCGGCUACCGGGGACCAACUCUCGUCCUGCUGCACACCAAGGACGAGCAGACGUACUGCGUGGCCUCGCCCAGUGAAUGGAAGGAGACGCAUUUGUUUGUGGGCGGCGAGGGCUCCUGUGUUAUCCAGCUGCUGCCCAAGUUUGUGAUACUGGAGAAGAAGCCGAACAUCCUGUACCUUAACACGAGCAUACGCGGGUAUCCGAAGGGAUUUCGGGCCGGCGCCGAUCCCCGCAAGCCCAUUAUAUCGGUCGACGAGCAUUUCGAGAAUGUGGACUGCAAGGGACUGGCAGCAGGACUAAUGUCCAUAGAGGUCUGGGGAUGCGGCGACAAGACAUCACGCGAAGUGCAAUUGGACAUCAAGAAGUGGCAGAUCAAGGAGGCCGAGCGACAGCGAACGGUGAAGCUCACUGCCGCCGACUGGAUGGACCAUCCGGAUCGAUAUCUGCUCGAGCUGGGCGGCAGGCAGAACUACAACAAUUGAUCGGGAGCGGCUGGCUGCGUCGAAAUAUACUGGGAUACAGCACGAGAAGUAAUCACUGGACUGAAUUUGUUUUUAAUUGAUGUUGAUUGAUAUUCGGUUUACUUGUUUUCAUUCUAUUAAUAUCCGGGCUUAGUAUUUGAUUUGAUUUAUAUAAUGUUCGUAACGUGAAUUCCGUGUAUGCCUUUAAAUGUACUUCGUUCUACAUUGUCUGCGUCCACCUACAUAUGUGUGUAUCGGACCGGACCUCCUCUGUCUGCGUAUUCCGUCUUCGUUUUAAAUUAAAGUCUCUACUGUUUCGUUCUAUGUAUCUUCGUUCAAGUGUAAAACAAAUGAAAGUAUUAUGAAAAGACAUGGGAAUCGAAGUGCUUAAACAAAUAAUUCAAUAAAUGUUACAAAUUAUA